Messenger RNA from Meriones unguiculatus (Mongolian gerbil), 2608 nucleotides. Its product is annotated as signal-regulatory protein beta-1-like. Gene Ontology annotation, biological process: positive regulation of phagocytosis; positive regulation of T cell activation. Gene Ontology annotation, cellular component: plasma membrane. The record is from RefSeq and is a predicted model, not a curated record. Bases 73 to 1248 code for a protein of 391 amino acids. The transcript has 6 exons. NCBI's taxonomy places the organism in Eukaryota, Metazoa, Chordata, Mammalia, Rodentia, Muridae.
UCUUCUCUGCAGAUCAGAAGCUGAGAUCUCCUGAGCACACACACUGGCAGAGCAGGCUCCUUGACACUGACCAUGCUUCCCAUGGACUCCUGGCCACACUCUCCUCACAGUGUCCUGCUGCUGACCCUACUGCUGGGACUUACAGAAGCAGCUAAAUGGGAGCUUAAGGUGAUUCAGCCUGAGAAAUCACUUUCUGUCCUUGCUGGACAGUCAGCCACUCUGAACUGCACUGUGACCUCCCCGCUCCCUGUGGGGCCAAUAAGGUGGUACAGGGGUACAGGAAAAAUUCGGCACCUUAUAUACAGUUUCCCAAGACAGCAGUUCCCCAGAGUCAUACAUCUCACAGAUACAACAAAGAGAAACAACCUGGACUUUUCCAUCCGAAUCAGUAACGUCACCCCUGCUGAUGCUGGCACAUACUACUGUGUGAAGUUCCAGAAGGACACAUCAGAACUUGGGAAAGAGAUUCAGUCUGGGGGAGGCGCCAUGUUGUAUGUGCUUGCAAAGCCGUCUCCUCCUGUGGUCUCAGGACCUGUAGCCCGAGGUCUACCUCAUCAGACAGUGACCUUUACAUGCAAGUCUCAUGGAUUCUUCCCUCGGGAUAUCAUACUGAAGUGGUUCAAAAGCAGAAAAGAGCUCUCUCACUUCAAAACUACUGUGGACACCAAAGGAGAAGGAGUCUUCUACAAUGUCUCCAGCACUGCCCAAGUUGUGCUGGGACCUGAGGAUGUUCAUUCUCAGAUCAUCUGUGAGGUGGCCCAUGUCACCUUGCAAGGAAGCUCUCUCUGUGGGACUGCCAGCUUGUCUGACAUCAUCCGAGUUCCACCCACCCUGGAGGUCACUCAGCAUCCAACAGUGAUAUUGAAUCUGAUAAUUGUCACCUGUCAAGUAAAGAACUUCUAUCCUUCGAACCUUCAGUUGAUCUGGAUAAAGAACGGAAAUAUGUCUCAGCCAGAUGUGGCUUCUAAACUCACAGUAAACAAGGAUGGAACCUACACAUGGACCAGCUGGCUCUUGGUGAACACACAUGUUGAUGAGGAGGACAUGGUACUCACAUGCCUUGUUGAGCAUGAUGGACAGCCAGCAGUCAUGAAAUCCCAUACUGUGGUGGUCAGUGCACAUCAGAGGGAGCAAGAAUUGAAGACUUCAGAUUCUGCUAAAGUCCUUGUAGCUGUAUUCUUUGGACACAAACUGCUGCUGGUAAUUGGGGUCUUUGCUGUGGACAGGUACAAGAAGCAGAAGGCUUGAUGGUUACUACAGUAAGUGGAAGACAAGGAGUUCAUGGGAAACAUCAGUCUAAAUUUAUGGGACAGAAUUUAGACAUUUCAGAUGGCUCUAAUAAUUACUGUUCCUGCUUUGGCCUCUCUGUGACCAUGAAGAACAGACUCAGAAGACUGUAUGAUAGAGGAGAUAGGCUGAGAUGACAUUUUUAUGACAUGGGCAUCUCAUCCACUUAGGACAGGAAUGCUAAGGGGAGAUAUGUACCAUGGACCCUGGAGCACUAAGAUAAUAUGUAAGUGAUGAAGAGAAUAUUGAAUGAGAGGAUUCUCCACAGCUCUUCCCUGCAUCCUCUAUAACACUGGAACCCUGAGUAUGUGCCAUAGAGGUUCAGUCUAGAAGAAGAAGCUGGUGAGAAGCCAUGGAAGACUGCUUCUAAUGACUCACUUACAAGGACAACCCCAACACAGAAUUUCUUUUUGUCCCUCUGCAUCUGCAUUGUUAUCCCAGGGCUUUGAUGCUGUGUGCAUAUUGGAUUCUAUUCUUGGAGUACUUAUUGUCAUUAUUAAAAUAAUUUGAAAUAGACUUGAUGUUCAAGGAUAAUCUAUCCUGGUGCAAAGAAAAAUUCUCAGUACAGGCAAAGUGUAAAUCUCAGCAACCUCAUGGAAAAGAAGGACCUUGGAGGAUAAAAGGGGAAAGCAGUCAUGCUGUUUCAGAAAGCAUGGAUGUGUGACCUCAGAAAGGAAGGUUUAGCCAACUGAACCUCAACAUAGCUUGUACAGACCAUGCUGGGGUGGGAGAAUUCUAGGAAGUUUGGGAUAGUGUAUCAAGGAAUAGGAAAAAUUAUUUUGAUUUCUUUUGUUAUUGAGACAGGAUCUCACUAUGUAGCCUUGACUCUUCUGGCACACACUAUUUAGACCAGACUUGCCUUGAACUCAUUAAGAUUGGCUUGUGUCUUGCCUCUUGCAUGCUGGGAUUGAUUGUGGGCUGCACCAUUACUUCUAUAUAGGAAAAAUUAUUCUAUUUAUCCUUUUACUGUAGUGUAAGAGUGUCCUUUGCCUGAUGCACCAGUGGAGGACCAUGAAUGGAGAGGACCUAGAUUCCCUGCUGGCUGAUUGGUAGCUCAGUCUCCAUGUGGAUCUCUAAAUGAGGGGAUCAGGUUCUAACUCUAUCAUGAACUCAGUUGACUGCUCUCUGAUCACUGGCGCCUCUGAUGAUGCAGCCUUGCCAGGCCACAGAGGAAGAGGAUUCAGGCAGUCCUGAAGAGAUAUGAUAAUCUGUGGGAUGAUGGCAAUGGUGGAGACCUACUCCUUUUAGUGGACUAGGGGAAGGAGAACAGAGAAAAAGGGAGGAAGGGUGGAACUAGGUGAAUUGAGGGAGGGGGCUUCAG